AAACUUACACCCAAAAUCAUUUAUUUCCCUCAACUCCUCUCCCACAGUAUUCGAAAAUCCGUGCGCCCUUGGCCAACCCCAAAUGACCGUCGAUAAUCGUCCCCAAACAUGCUCGGUUGGCUCCAACACUUGUGCCGCUGGUUACUGGUGCCAUUUCGGUGCCAAUCAAGAUACGACAGUUUGCUGUCCGGGAAGAGUACAAGGUCAGGCAAUCUGCCAGCAACAUCUAGCGAUUGGAAGCGGAAAUGCUGCUCUGCCAAGAUGGUACUACGAUGCGGCAAGCAUGCGAUGUGAGGAGAUGACGUGCAAAGAGUUCAUCUACAACGGUCGCAAAGGAAAUCAGAAUAACUUUUUGACGUUGGAAGAUUGUGAACGAAGUUGUGACGUGUACGUCAAUGUGUGUCCGGAAGGUAGCCCAUUGAUUGACCAGGCAACAAACCGACCUGUUCCCUGCACUUUUGGCUCCGAUUCCUGCGGUGAAGGCUACUGGUGCCAUCUGGGCCUCGUCCCAGAUGAGUAUCAAUGUUGCCCAGGAGAACCAACAGUGCCAGGCGCAUGUCAAGGCCUACCAGAAGAGCCAGGAGAGCUCGGUGCUCCUGCUCCUCCAGCUACUCGAUACUAUUACGACCAGGAGGAGAUGACGUGCAAGGAGUUCAUCUACAAUGGUCGCAAAGGAAAUCAGAAUAACUUUUUGACGUUGGAAGAUUGUGAACGAACUUGUGACGUUUUUGUAAACCCCUGCAAUCAACCAAUUCCUCUUCCUCCGACGAUGUGUUCCGCUGCUGGCCCGAGCACUUGUGGACCCAGCUCUUACUGUCACAUCGGAGCCACACCUGAAACGACAAAUUGCAAAAAAAAUGUUUGUACAAAAAAUAAUUUAGAAGGGGAUCCCUGUUCACUUCCUUUGAGUCGAGGAAAUGGUAACGCGUUUUUGGAUCGUUGGUACUACAACCAGCAGUCGGCAAGUUGUCAACCAUUCACGUACGCGGGUCUUCAAGGAAACCAAAACAACUUCCUCACUAGAGAGGCCUGCGAGGAGCGCUGCGGUCCUAAUCCUUGCUUCGAAGGGCGUCCAUUCCUUGGCGUAGAUGGACGUCCACAGACGUGCUCAGUAUCAGCCAGUCUUAAUACAUGUCCAGCAAAUUACUGGUGUCAUAUCGGUGCUGAUAUGAGCACUACCGUAUGCUGCCCUGGAGGUAGUUUUCAUAGGAAUUUGAAGUUUUAUUCGAAUGAUUGCCUCUUGGAAUUGCAGCAUCCACUAAUAUUUGUAACUUAC
Molecule: messenger RNA, 1276 nt
Organism: Strongylus vulgaris
Lineage: Eukaryota; Metazoa; Nematoda; Chromadorea; Rhabditida; Strongylidae
Source: the annotation of a GenBank genome assembly